Messenger RNA from Bathycoccus prasinos, 606 nucleotides. RefSeq lists its product with no specific name. The transcript has a single exon. The coding region runs from base 1 to 606 and encodes 201 amino acids. Lineage: Eukaryota; Viridiplantae; Chlorophyta; Mamiellophyceae; Mamiellales; Bathycoccaceae. The record is from RefSeq and is a predicted model, not a curated record.
AUGACGACGAUGAGGGUGAAGACGACGACCAGAAGAAAAUCAUCACUCCUCGUCGUCAGAAGCGCGAACGCUCCGGACUUGAACGAUAGUAAUAAUAACAAGAAAAAGAAGGAAUACAAACCGCAAAAGCCGAGACAAAGAAAACCGAAAACGGGCGCGCCUCCGCCUCCGCCGCCACCAACCGCGAAGGAUUUAGAAAUGAUGAGCAAGUUUGAUGACUUGGAAGCUGGUGGAGGAAUCAAAUACGAAGUCUUCGCGAGAGCGAAAGGACCGAACCAGUGGUUUCCAGUUGGCCCGAUGGUCGUCAAGGAGGAAUGGAUGAUUGGGAAAGAGUUAUGGAACGCCGAGGAACCGUUGAAACGAGCGGCGUUGCAAAUGUACCCAAAGUUGGCCGCCGCGCCGGCGUUUGGGAAGUUGGAAUAUGGUUUUCGAAGAGCCGAUAAGGAGAAGAUUAGCGAAGAGGAAAUCAGACAAGGGCAAGGUAAAGUGAAUCCGUUCGACGACGUCGAAGUCCUGAAGGAGAGAUCCGAGUACGACGGGGUCGCGCCGGAAAAAACGCUGUUGGAGAAGUUCAACGCGUGGAUGAAUCCGUACACGAAUAAGUAA